This is a messenger RNA of Staurois parvus, 861 nucleotides long. Lineage: Eukaryota; Metazoa; Chordata; Amphibia; Anura; Ranidae. The record is from the annotation of a GenBank genome assembly.
AUGUACCACUCUGAUUUAUUCCAGCAAUACGGACCAGCAUACGCCGUUAGACCACCGCACUCCCUGCCGCCCACCUACCCAGCCACCAGCGCCCAUCAUGAUGCCUACAGGUACCCAGACUUGGAGGUCCCCCCUAGUCAGAGGUAUGAUGGCUUAUUCUCAGCGUUGGACCCUUCCCAGAGGAUUCUGGGAGCCGCCCCACUCACACCACUCUCGUUACCCCCUGGUCCUGCCCUGGGGUUUGGUCAGCCUCAGCCUCCAUGCGAUGCACCUCGUCUGCCCGGAAAUGUGAAGAUGAUACUGGAGAACAGAGAGCUCUGGAAACAAUUCCACGCCAUUGGAACAGAAAUGAUAAUCACAAAAUCUGGCAGACGGAUGUUUCCGCAGUGUAAGGUCAGCGUCAGUGGUCUGGAGCCAGAUGGAAAGUACGUCCUUCUGGCUGACCUCGUCCCGGUGGACAACAAUCGCUACAAAUGGCAAGAAGACCACUGGGAGCCCAGCGGACGGGCGGAACCACGGCUGCCGGAGCGAGUGUACAUCCACCCAGAUUCGCCGGCCCCUGGAUCACACUGGAUGAAGCAGCCAAUCUCCUUCCACAAAAUCAAACUCACCAACAACACCCUGGACCAGAUGGGACAUAUCAUCCUGCACUCCAUGCACCGCUACCAACCACGUUUCCAUAUUGUCCGAGCUCAGGACGUCUACAGCCGCCGAUGGGGAGGGUGUUCGUCUUUCACCUUCCCAGAGACCCUGUUCCUGACCGUCACCGCCUACCAGAAUGAAAAGAUCACACAGCUGAAAAUCCAGACCAACCCCUUUGCAAAAGGGUUUCGGGAAGACGGACUGAAGAAUAAAAGGUGA